Leptidea sinapis is the source of this 4314-nucleotide messenger RNA. RefSeq names its product methylcrotonoyl-CoA carboxylase subunit alpha, mitochondrial (gene Mccc1). Gene Ontology annotation, cellular component: mitochondrion. Bases 174 to 2300 code for a protein of 708 amino acids. Lineage: Eukaryota; Metazoa; Arthropoda; Insecta; Lepidoptera; Pieridae. The transcript has 14 exons. The record is from RefSeq and is a predicted model, not a curated record. Gene Ontology annotation, molecular function: ATP binding; methylcrotonoyl-CoA carboxylase activity; metal ion binding.
UGAAAUACAAGAUAAUUAUUAUUCAAAUUCUUAUUUACAAUUCAGAAUGUGUUAUCAGCACAUUCAUUAUGUAUUGAAACGGACUAAGCGCUAUUAUUCUUCUCUUAUAACGAUUAAAAGAUAGCGAGUUGAAGAAUUUUUGUUGCGAAACACGUUUUGUUGUUCUGAAAAACAUGUAUUUGAAUAGAUUGGUAAAAAAUUGGCAAAAUCUUCAUCUACAAAAUGGAUUUAGAUAUAAUCACACACAGACUAUCAAAGAUGUACAAAGGAGAAAAAUAGCUAAAGUACUCAUUGCAAACCGCGGAGAAAUAGCAUGUAGAGUCAUUAGAACUGCAAAAAAGCUUGGUAUAAGAACAGUCUCUGUCUAUUCUGAUGCUGACAAACAUGCAAUGCAUGUUGAAAUGGCAGAUGAAGCUUAUCAUAUUGGGCCUGCAGCUUCAGCACAGAGCUAUUUAAAUGGGGAAAAGAUAUUACAAGUUGCCAAAAAAUCUCAAAGUCAGGCAAUACAUCCAGGCUAUGGAUUUUUAUCAGAAAAUGUUGAGUUUUGUGAAAGGUGUGCAAAUGAGGGUGUAAUUUUUAUAGGACCACCUACGUCUGCUAUUAGGGAUAUGGGCAUAAAAAGUACUUCAAAGGCGAUCAUGUCAAACGCAGGAGUGCCUAUAGUGAAAGGCUAUCAUGGGGAAGACCAAAGUAUUGAAAAAUUGAAGGCAGAAGCACUAAGAAUAGGUUUUCCUAUAAUGAUUAAGGCUGUGAGAGGAGGUGGGGGUAAGGGUAUGAGAAUUGCUAUGACAGAGUCUGAGUUUCUGCCUCAACUUGAGUCGGCAAAAAGAGAAUCUCUCAAAUCAUUUGGUGACGACAACAUGCUGCUGGAACAAUACAUCACGGACCCAAGGCAUGUUGAAGUACAGGUAUUCGCUGACAUGUAUGGUAACGCCGUCCACUUGUUUGAACGUGAUUGCUCCGUGCAGCGACGUCAUCAGAAGAUUAUUGAAGAAGCGCCAGCGCCAGGCUUAUCAGAAGAGACACGCCGUGCGUUAGGAGAGGCUGCAGUAAGAGCAGCUAAGGCCGUCGGCUAUGUCGGCGCUGGAACGGUCGAGUUUAUACUGCACAGACAGACCCAUGAGUUCCAUUUCAUGGAAAUGAACACACGGUUGCAAGUUGAACAUCCUAUCACCGAAAUGAUUACAGGCACUGACUUAGUAGAAUGGCAGAUAAGGGCAGCCGCGGGUGAGCCUUUGUCAGUGACCCAAGAUGACAUAAUCCGACGCGGCCACGCUGUAGAGUGCAGGAUAUACGCCGAGGAGCCACGCGCUGGUUUCAUGCCACGGGCCGGGACUCUUCAUCGUCUCACUCAACCCCUACCAGAGCAGAAUGUUAGGGUCGAAACUGGCGUUCGGGAAGGUCAAGAUGUAUCCGUGCACUACGAUCCCAUGAUUGCAAAGCUUGUGGUAUGGGGCAGCGACCGCACUGAGGCGUUGGCUAAAACACGAAUGAAGCUAUCUGAAUAUCAAGUGGCUGGUUUAGAGACGAACAUAAACUUCCUGCUGCGUCUUAGCGGUGCGAGCGCGUUCGUAGCCGGCGACGUGCACACUGCGUUCAUCCCACAACACGAGGCGGAACUGUUCCCCGACAGCGACCUGCAUCUCACCGAGGAAAGAGCGAUUCAGGCCGCUCUUGGACAUCUCAUUAAAUCUAAGUUAGAAAGCUCACCGAACGACACUUGGAAAGGGAUAUCUGUUACACCGACCGCGUGGAGACCUAAUUAUCAGCUGCAGAAAACUGUACACCUGAAAUUUGGAGAUAAAGAUAUCAAAGUAUCAGUUAAAUACGAAGACAGUCCAAACAGUUACCUCGCGCAAGUAAACGAUGGUGCAUGGGUACAGACUGAAGCAUAUCUCAAACAGAGCGAGCUGGGUCUUAGACUUGUAACUAAGAUACACGACAAAACCAGCAACGUGGGACUGCUGUCGUAUGAUCGAGAAAUACACGUUUACGACGAGGAAGGACAAACAGUGGUAUGUCUCCCCGCUCCUAAAUACCAGUCGAUGACAGGGUCUGCCAAUGCGGCGUCUGCAGAUAGUGCCAGUUCACCUACACCUGGGGUGUUCGAGAAGAUACUUGUCAGUAAAGGGGAUAAGGUAGUGAAGGGUCAACCACUGUUCGUAGUGAUAGCAAUGAAGAUGGAAUACGUGGUCCGGUCUCCCCGCGACGGCACCGUUGCGGAGGUGACCAGCUUCAAGCAGGGAGACCCGGUGGGGAAGGGUGCAAAGGUCGUCCAACUGGAACCAAUCACCGAAUAACUUGAUUUAACAACUAGAUACUAGGAUUGACUAGCAAUAUUUAACAUAUCGUAGCAUAAUCAAUUUUAUGCAACAGUUGUAUAAAGGGUCAAAAAUACGAGUGGCGUGGCUUCUGCAAUAAAUGACGCCACGAGAGUUUUUUGACUUAGUUUUUCUACGACUAGGUAGUUUUAAAUAAAACCAAAAAUUAAACAAACAUAUAUCACGGGUUUUCAAGUUGCCGCUUAAAAAAGCGGGUAAUGUAUUAUAUACAUACUUAUCUCUAGUGAGUAAUUUCAUUUUCCUUUAAGGAAUAGCAAAGGUACACGUUGGUAAAAUUGAACGACCACAAUGACAACGUAAAUAUAUCAUUUAAUAUUACGUAGUGAAGUAAAAUAAAAGAUAACUUCUUCUAUAUCUCUCGCUCGCCACAUAUACUCUUUCUCUUUCGUUUCAUAGCCUUCUUACGCCGUCGUUAGUUAUAUGUGAAUUUGGCCUUAACUUUAAAUAAACAUCAAAUCUCGCCUUUCUACCCACAGUCUGCUUUGAAAGAUAGUGAAAUCUUUUAACCAUAGACUUAAUUCGUAUAGACGACCUAAGGUCCGAUAAUGUAACAAUGGAUUCUCUUUCCUUUUCUAUGUUCCUGUACCUAUUGUAAGUAUAUGGUUCUGUCACAUUGAAAUGAAAAUCAAAGUCAAAUAUUUUUACUCACAAACACUUAUGUAUCGUUAAAUAUUUUUUUAAUCUACCAGUGAUUCUUAAUUCUACUUAUGUUGAGAAGAACCUAUAUAUUUAUAACAUCAUUACAGAAAUGGUAUGAAGGUACCUACUGUUAUCAAAUAAUAACAUUUAAUUAAGCGGAGGUCAAAUAAUUAAAAACUAAAUGAAAAGUUUUUUUAUUUAAUAAUAAAUAAUAAAUUAAUGCUAAUCAUUAUUAUAGUGUGGAAAAUCAGUUAUUAAUGGUAACAUUAUUUGGUACCUGACAGUUUUAGGCCCGGUAUCCACCAAUGCGAAGAGGAGAGGAGAUGUAUUUUGAUAACCAAUCUGAUUUCGUUAUUUCUACAUCUCCCAUCCGCCUAGUUUGGUGGGAAUGGAUCAAGCGAAGAGGAGAGGAUAUGUAUCAUUUUUCUAUAAAAUUUUGUGCCGCGUCGAGUGCCCCUGCAGAGCGGACGUGUAGACGGGUGACAAGGCGGCGCCCUCGUUCUCGCCCCUUUCCCCGCUGACUUCGCCCCGCGCCUCGCAUACCUGAACGCGUUGUUAUAAGUAUAGCACACCUCCUCUCCGCUUUAGUGGAUACCGGGCCUUAUACUUAUGUACACAUUUACAUUGUAAUAUCCUUCCUGAGUAAAAUUCGCCUAAUAUCACUAUUACAUCUAUUUAAACUCAGUACCACAAUAUAUUCUGGAAGGUCGUUGAAAAACCUCACACAGUCAGUGAAAUCUUAAAAGAGCCACUUUGCCAGUUGUAAGGUGCUAUCAAAUUAAAACUCAAAAAUAUGUGUUCCAAUAUAAAUAUUUACUUUACAUUUUUCUAAUUGUAACCGAAUUACUGAACAUAAAUUAUACGUCUAGAUAGAACGUCUUGUUGCUAGACAAUCCAUAAAACAGGCCAAGUUUAUUAGUUUAGUAGUGUGUGUGACAAACUAUGUCUUACACUCGCGAUUUGUAUGACACUUUGUGUUAGUGUGCGUGUGUUGUUUAAAAUAGAGGUUAAAAGUUAACCUCAAUUUUAUUCGACGUUUUCACAGCUGUCACAGUCUAUCUAGACGUAUAAAUGAUCUACUUAAGUGAAUUUAAAUUGCUAGGAAGAGAGAAACUUUUAUAAUCUGUUUUUAUUUAUUGUGUUAGGUUUUAUGUUAAGUUAUACCAUUGUUUGCAUUUAUUUUGUAAUUCUGUUUUUUUUUGUUAAUUAUAUUUGUACAAUAUUUUACCGUGAUUAAAUGUCGCCGGUGCUAGACUAAGAGUCUAGUAUUAAUUUAGCUUUUAAUGAAAAAAUUCAAUAAUUUUUACAAGAAAUAUAUUUUUUAAUAAAGUUA